This is a messenger RNA of Quercus robur (English oak), 2326 nucleotides long. RefSeq names its product protein trichome birefringence-like 10. The record is from RefSeq and is a predicted model, not a curated record. Gene Ontology annotation, cellular component: Golgi apparatus. Gene Ontology annotation, molecular function: O-acetyltransferase activity. The coding region runs from base 326 to 1705 and encodes 459 amino acids. The transcript has 4 exons. NCBI's taxonomy places the organism in Eukaryota, Viridiplantae, Streptophyta, Magnoliopsida, Fagales, Fagaceae.
AUGACUUUGUCUUCCUUUUCUGAAAAUUAUUUUUUUAAUAGUUGAGUUACAAGACUAUAUAAUAAAGAAGAAAACAGCAACGUUUUGAAUGUUUAUAAAAGCAUUUUCAUUUUCUUGUAUUUGACAAUAGCUGAAGCUGUUCAUAAAAAAAAAAAAAGACAAUAGCUGAAGCUGAACCAAAGAAAAAGAAAAGAAUCCCUAUAGUGCAAAGCAGUUUUAGACAUUAAUGCUCUCUCUCUCUCUCUCUCUAAAACCGACAUUUUAGAACACCCUUUAGACCAUUCUAUAACAUACGCAUCUUUCUUUUAAUCAUCUAUCCAAAGAGAUGACAAAGAGCACAACUUCUAAAGACCAAGAAGGCACGAUGACUCACUUGGAUAUCUUCAAGAAAUUUAAGCGCUUGAACCCUCUUGAGCCUUCACUAGCCAUUCUUGGCUUCUUUCUGGUCACCCUUCUCUUCAUUAGUUGCUUCUAUUACUUGGAUUACCACACUGUUGCUAGAGGAAUCCCCUGGCUUAAUUUGUAUGGUCCAUUAUCUUCUUCUACAUCAGCAGCAGCAGCAGCAGCAGCCAAUUUGAGUGUAAGUCUGGAUUUUCUUGAUGAAGCUGGUGAUGUCUGUGAUAUCUUUGAUGGGAAUUGGGUUUGGGAUGAGAGCUAUCCACUCUAUCAGUCCCAGGAUUGUCCUUUCUUGGAUGGAGGUUUUAGGUGCACUGAGAAUGGUAGGCCUGAUAGUUUCUACACAAUGUGGCGUUGGCAGCCCAAAGAUUGCAACUUGCCCAGAUUUGUUGCGGGGAAGAUGUUGGAAAAGCUGCGAAAUAGGCGGGUUGUAUUUGUUGGUGACUCAAUUGGAAGGAACCAAUGGGAGUCCCUCCUCUGCAUGCUCUCCUCUGCUGUUCCUAACAAGACUUCUAUCUAUGAGGUGAAUGGGAACCCAAUUACAAAGCACUCGGGCUUCUUGGUGUUCAAAUUUGUUGACUUCAACUGCACUGUUGAAUACUACAGAUCUCCAUUUCUAGUAGUUCAGGGUCGGGCUCCUGCUGGUUCUCCAAAAAAGGUGAAGGUAACUCUGAAAGUGGAUAAAAUUGACUGGAUUUCUAACAAGUGGAGAGAUGCAGAUGUGCUGAUUUUGAAUGCUGGGCAUUGGUGGAAUUAUGGGAAGACUAUAAGAGAGGGUUGUUACUUCCAAGAAGGUGAGGAGGUGAAGAUGAAUAUGAGUGUUGAAAGUGCAUACCGACGAUCGCUUGAGACUGUAAUGGAUUGGAUUAGUAGCCAAGUAAACAUGAGCAAGACUUAUGUCCUCUUCCGAACCUAUUCUACUGUGCAUUUCAGAGGCGGUGAUUGGAAUUCUGGUGGUGGUUGUCACUUAGAAACACUACCUGACUUUGGCUCACUUCCAGUUUCUGAUUCAGACAACCAUUUCAAAAUUCUCUAUGAUGUGUUAACAGAGCGCUCAAACAAGCCACAAGUAAUGAAAUUGGAUUUAUUGAAAGUAACAAACAUGACAUUAUGGAGAAAAGAUGGCCAUGCUUCUGUUUACUAUUUAGGGCCUGAGACUGGGCCAGCCUCCCUCAGCCGUCAAGACUGCAGCCAUUGGUGCCUGCCUGGUGUCCCUGAUUCAUGGAAUGAACUUCUUUAUGCACUUCUCCUCAAGAGGGAACCCUUUGGGAGACGAAAUUCUACAAAACCUUCUCAACCUCCAUCAUGACAGCUUCCUAAUUUACAUCAGCACAAUUAGAGGAACUCAACUUAUAAUGAUGUUACUGUUUGACAACCGGUGAAAUUAUUGAAUAUAAAGCUGAGUUGGGGAAAGCUCCAUUCUGGUCAGUUGAACAGGCACGUUUUGACUCAGCAUUUGGGAAAUGUUGUUGCAAACCAGUAAAUACAAUAUAUUCUUAUUUUUGAUAAGAUUUUUCCCUCUUUACUGAUGUAUUCUGUGACUGGUCAACAGAUGAUAUGCAUUAACUGUUGAGGAAUCAUGUCUGUCAUGUUGGGUGCUUUUUGAGGGAAUGCUUGGUGGCACAUUUUUGGUCUCUAGACACAUAGCUUGAACAGGAGGGUGCUAAAAUUUAGUGUCAGAAUGUGUUUAGGAGGCCUUCUUGAGGCAAACUUGAUAGUUGUGAAGAGAUAUACACACAUACAGGUUUUUGGUUUUUGGCAUAUGAUGUAAUUCUUCAGAAAGAACAGAAAAGAAAAAAAAAAGGUGUAAUGUUGCUGAUAUUUCUUACUUAAAUUUUGUAUUUAGAAAAAAUAUUGUAAUUUCAUUGCUAAUUGCUUCCCUGUUUGUAAUAUUAACACUAGAAAAUUCAGUUCUCAUUUCUAUCCGUUU